Molecule: messenger RNA, 4120 nt
Organism: Odocoileus virginianus texanus
Lineage: Eukaryota; Metazoa; Chordata; Mammalia; Artiodactyla; Cervidae
Source: RefSeq, a predicted model, not a curated record
AAUCAGGAGACCAGCUUGGAGUGUGGGUUCUUGUAGCUGUGUGAUCAGGGCAGCUCAUUAAUCCCUUUGAGCCUCUAGUCUCAUCUGUAAAACAGUGAUAACAGGAAUGCGUCCUGCCUUCCUCCCUAGCGUAUAGAAUUGUUGUAAGGAUUAGGUGUGAAAAUGAAUGUGAGAGCUUCUGUAAGUUUUAAAACCUGUACAAGUAUUAUUUGUUAUAAUAAUCUCAGGUUUUCAACCAGAGUUCAACUCUCAUGGAGCUUGAUAGUAAUAUUAAGUGUUGGUGGUCAUCUGUAUACCUUUACUUACUUAUUAUGUAGUAAAUUGAAAUCAUUUGAUUUUGAAAUGCUUUAGAUGGUAUAUUUUCUCACAGGACUUUAGUUUUUGUGAUGUUUUUCUUCGGCCUAACAAAGGAAGGCAUUGUUUUAAUCUGGAGUUGUCUCUUUAAGGUGGCAGUCUGAGGAAAUGAUUUCCAAACUUCACUGAAAUUGCCUAUAUAGAGAACACAAAAGUGUGUCCCUAUAAUUUAGGAAGUUGUCUCCUCCAGAUAGACCUUCUUGUCCUGAUGUGGAGCUGACCAGUAGAGGGUGCACGAGCUUUCCCAGAGGCUAGGCUGGGCAGACCUGACUGAAGCCAUCUGUGUGAUGAUUAACAAGUACUAUAAAUGAAAAGGUUCUAGCACAUCAGAAACACAGUUACCAAAUGGAAAGAGACAGCAGCCAUAAUGUCACACAGCAAUGUGGGAAGUACCUGCCCUAGUUGGUGAAUAGGAAGUUUCUGGAUAAUUGGAAUUUGACAUUCUAAGGUACUGAUUAGGAUGAAUGUGAUUUGGAGAAAUUAUAUUUCCUGUCCAAGGAUAAGAAAAGUACCUCACAGAUACCAAAGUGGUUGUCACCCAGUGGCCCCUCUGGGAUCAAGGAUUUUAACUGAUCCAACAAAAGUUUUUGAACAUAACAUGUGGGAUCACAUGCAGUGGUCAAAAGAAGAAGAAGAAGCGGCCAGAAAAACAGUGGAGGAGAACUCAGCGGUGCGAGUCCUUUCCGAAGAGCAAGUUAAGUAUGAGAGUGAAGCCAGUAAAUAUUGGGACACAUUUUAUAAGAUUCACAAGAAUAAGUUUUUCAAAGAUCGUAAUUGGCUAUUGAGGGAAUUCCCUGAAAUUCUUCCGGUUGGUCAGAAAACUGAAGAGAAGGUGAAAGAAUUAUCAUGGAAUCAUGUGAAAAUUAAUACUGAAAGUUUUUUCUCAAAAAUGCACUGCCCUACUAUGCCUGAAGAAAAAAUUCAUUAUAAAGAAAGUUCUGGCUCAUCAGAUGGUCAAAGCAAAGCAGGAUCUGACUUUUCUAAACUGGACUCUGAAGAAUACAGAGAAAGACCUCUGAAGACUGAAUUGUUUCCUGGUAGCAAUGCUGCUUUCAGAAUCCUCGAGGUUGGCUGUGGUGCUGGAAAUAGUGUUUUUCCAAUUCUGAACACUUUGCAGAAUGUGCCAGAGUUCUUUCUUUAUUGUUGUGAUUUUGCUUCUGGAGCUGUGGAGCUAGUAAAGUCUCAUGCAUCGUACAGAGCAUCCCAGUGCUGUGCCUUUGUUCAUGACGUUUGUGACCAUGGCUUACCCUACCCUUUUCCAGAUGGGACCCUGGAUGUCAUUCUCCUCGUCUUUGUGCUGUCUUCUAUUCAUCCUGACAGGAUGCAAGGUGUUAUAAAUCGACUGUCCGAGUUACUGAAACCUGGGGGAAUGCUGUUAUUUCGGGACUAUGGAAGAUAUGAUAAGACUCAGCUUCGUUUUAAAAGGGGACAUUGUUUAUCUGAAAAUUUUUAUGUUCGAGGAGAUGGCACCAGAGCAUAUUUCUUUACAAAAGGGGAAGUCCACAAUAUGUUCUGCAAGGCUGGGUUAGAUGAGAAGCAGAAUCUGGUUGAUCGUCGCUUACAAGUUAAUAGGAAAAAAAAAGUGAAAAUGCACCGAGUGUGGGUUCAAGGCAAAUUCCAGAAGCCAUUACACUUGAUUCAAAAAAGCUCCAACUUGGUAUUUUCAGCCCUUUCUCAUGGCUGAACUAUGUAUCAUGUUAAGGUACAAAUCAGAGGAUUACACUAUUCAAAGUCUUCGGUAAAUCUUUCAUUUUUGAAAAGACAGUCAGAAGAAGAGAAUUUAUGUAUCCUACUGUUUAUCGUGGAUGAACUGUUUUGUGCAUUUUAAGCACACAGAAGUGACUUGGAAGAGAGCACAACAUUCUGUGUUUUCAAAAGUUAAUAUGCCCAAGCUUGUUUGGAUUUAUUAUGUCUUAACCAUUUUGUUUGUUCUCUGAGUUUUAAAAGCAUUUAGGUAAAUUAUUGAUAUAAGUCAAAUGAUUCUGAGAAACCAAAGCCUGCCAUUUUUUCAGAAGUGAAAAAAACCAUCUCCUUUAUUUAUACAUUAGCUGAACACAGUUGAACUCUCCUCCAUUGUUAACUGAUAGCAGAGUCAGCGCGCCUUGUUUCCAAGGAAAGUCACAAGACCAAGGCAAAGGCCUAUUUGUUUUGUUUUGUUAUUGUCUGUUGUCCAUCCCCAAACCUUUUUUUUUUUAAUUUAGAGACUAAUGUCUGAAACAGAAUUUUAAUUUCUCUUUCCUUUCCUAGAAUUGGGGAAGUAUGACUAAUGCUAACAUUAUUUUCAGGCUAUUCUUUGGUGUGCAAGUUGGAAGCCUUCUUUAAGAAGACUAUUUACCCAGGAAAAUUAUUACAUUGUAGCAAUUAAAAAUGUUUUACUAUUUUCUGGUGGUCCAGUAGUUAAGAAUCUGCCUACCAAUGCAGGGGACAUGAGUUCAAUCCCUGAUCCAGGAACUAAGGUCCAUAUGACAUGGGGCAACUAGACCUGCACACCCUAGUGCUCCACAGGAAGAAGAAGCCACUGCAGUGAGAAGCCCACACACCACAACUAGAGAGCAGCCCCAGCUCAGUGCAACUAGAGAAAGCCUUCACACAACAAUGAAGUGCCCAUGAGCUGCAUCAAAGACAUGCGUCCAAAAAAAUAAAAAUGUGUUUACCACUUUGCCUCAAAAAAGAUAUAAAUUGGCUUGCAAAUUGCAUUUGGUAAAAAUGGAGUUUCUAAGACUGGGCUUUCAUUUGUUACACAAUAUAUACUGAGUACUUACUUUGUGCUGAAUUAUAUGGAAUAAUACAGUAAAUAAAUAAAGUCUCAGCCCUGUCUUUUGAGAGCAUAAGUAGGCUCUAGCUGGCAAAGCAAAAUGUGUGCAUCCCAAGCCUCUAAAUCAUGACCAAGAUAAUAUAUGAGCAAGUACUCAAAUAGGGAGCUUUUCAGCUAACAGACUUUGAUUAUGAGCCACAGAAAUCUGAAAGACAUGGACAGUCUCUUGAAAGGACCUAGAAUGAUCAUUCCAACAAUUUUUCCUUUUUGAACUCACUUAAAAUUCAACUUCCUGGCAGGAGGUGAUUAAUCCAAGCUGGGUCAUGGAUUCUUCUCUUGACAGACUGAGUCAGGGCAGGUUAUUUGAUGGUUCCACCAGACCAUAGUGAAUAGAGGAAAGUUCCUCGAAGGAAAAUGAGGACACUGUGAUCAAAAAAAGAGGGGAGGGAUGCUGCCCAGUCAGACAUUGCGUGGUGGUAGCAGUAGUAAUAAUGUUCUGAAGAGAGAGAAAGAUCAGCUGUGGGUUGGAAGGAAAGAAUUAGGGCUGUGGGAGGAGGUAGGUCUCAGACUAGUCCUGGAACGUAUGCUCUCAGAAGAUGGUGAGAAGACAAGUAUGUUUGAUAGGGCUGUUCAUGGUUCAGAAUGGUGGAGAAAAGAUGGGGAGGGCACCAGCUUGUAGACAGCCUUAAAUAAGAGGGUGCGUUGGGUUCUCACCUCUGGACUGGAGCCAUUCAAGUUUGGUUUGUUUCUGUUUUAUCCUAGCCACAGCAUGCUUUAAAUAUAUUUAGAGAGAUUGAUCGAGGAGUCGUCGUCAAUAGAAUGGAAUGCAGUGAGGUCAGAGAUGGGGGCAAGGAAAAUCCUGAAAGGUAUCUGCAUACAUUUGCCUUGGUAGCAAAUCCUCAGAAGUACAAUAUCAAGGUUUCUGUUUAAACAUGCAGUAAAUAUAAAAGUCAAAAUUUGCCUGAGAUUCUUAACUCAGUUGUUUUUCCUAAUUAAAGUGUGUAUGUUAAA